Protopterus annectens (West African lungfish) is the source of this 1289-nucleotide messenger RNA. RefSeq lists its product as uncharacterized. Gene Ontology annotation, cellular component: Set1C/COMPASS complex. The transcript is spliced from 7 exons. The coding region runs from base 272 to 1279 and encodes 335 amino acids. The record is from RefSeq and is a predicted model, not a curated record. NCBI's taxonomy places the organism in Eukaryota, Metazoa, Chordata, Ceratodontiformes, Protopteridae.
AGCAAUCUGUACAAUUUCCGGAACGCUCGAAUACGACGCAAGUGAUGCAUAGAAAGCAUGUAUACUGCUAUAUACGUAUAAACUACCUUGUACUGUAGUUAUAGGCUGCAACGCUAUUAUCAUUAGGAUCACAUAUCCUUCGUAACCUCGAGCGGCAGUGAUUUGACAAAGGUAGCAGUGCUGCUAUUUUAAAUAGCAUACCUGAUUGUUCCUGAUAAUUUCUGGAUUUGUCCCUGAUUCUGGAGGAUUGCAUUGUGUUUCAAGGACCAAAAUGGAUGCUGAAUAUCUGAGAAAACAUGUCGGCAAGUGCUUAGUAGAGGGACUGGCAGAGAUUGCAGAGAAACGACCUUUGGAUCCCAUUGAAUACCUUGCUUUUUGGCUCUAUAAGUACAAAGAUAAUGUGAACGAGGAGGAAGAGAGAAAGCAAAAGCAAGCCCAGCUUGAAAAAGAACAGACAAUUGCUCUGAAGGAAUUAGAACUGCAGAAGCAGAUGAAAGAAGAAGAAGAAAAAAUUAAACAGGCUUAUCUUGAGCAGCAGAGGAAAAAAUAUACUCCCGUUACUGAACAACUUAUUUCCAAGACCUCUGCAGCAUAUGGAGCACCGCACUUGCCUCCAGUUCAUGAAGUUGAUGAAACUGGCAAACUGGAUGCACAACCUCCUGAAAGUGUUCCAGCUGAAACUUCUGAGAUAGCGGCACCUCCUCAGGAUCAACCUGUUCAGGAAGCAGAUAAUGCUGCACUGCCUGUAGGAAAAAUCAUCGGUCAGCAAUGGGGAACAGAUGACGUGGCUAUACAAGGCACAUCCUUUCUAGAUGGAAAUAAAUGGGAGUAUGCACAAAGCUCAUCAGAAUACCCUAGUGAUAUAGAUACAUGGAGCAGUUUGCAUAUGGCAGCUAUAACAGAUGCAGAAAAUCCAUUAGAGAAAAUGGGCAAGGAUACAGAGCAGGGUCCUGAUGGUAAACCUUCCGAAAUAACUAAUGAAAGUAGUUUAUUGGGUCUGUCAGUGGAUGCUAAUCCAGUAGAUAUACGUGACGAGAUGAAUGCAAACAAUUCAUUAGAUGAUGGCGGUGCAGAAACAGAACGGUCUUUAUAUUAUGAAGGUGGUCAACAAGAGAAAGUGAAAAAUGGACAAGAGGAAGUAGAGCCUUCAACAUCUGAGCAGAUGGAAACAUCAAAAGCACAGGAUGAAGAUGAGGAUAAAGCAGAUAUGCAUUCAGCAGUACAGCAGGAUGUUAUAGAACAAGUAAAGAAUGAAGUUGGAGAACCUACAGAAGUCUAAGGCCAACAGG